This is a messenger RNA of Trichoderma citrinoviride, 1620 nucleotides long. Its product is annotated as alpha/beta-hydrolase. The record is from RefSeq and is a predicted model, not a curated record. NCBI's taxonomy places the organism in Eukaryota, Fungi, Ascomycota, Sordariomycetes, Hypocreales, Hypocreaceae. The transcript has 2 exons. The coding region runs from base 1 to 1620 and encodes 539 amino acids.
AUGUCUACCAACGGCGUAGCCCUGCCUAGCUUCCUCGGACGGGCUCAGGCGGUUUCUCUCCGACCUCUUUAUCGCAAUGAUUCAGCCGUCACCUAUCCAGGAGAGAAAAUCUCAUGGACAGCAUGUGGCAAUGCUACUGGCCACCUCUUGGAAUGCAGUACUAUGAAGGUGCCGAUGGAUCAAUUCAACCAUGAGAACUCCGGAAACAAGACAUUUGAUCUUUCUCUGAUUCGAGUUCGUGGCCACAAUACUACCUCUUGCUCGAAGAAUAUUCUGUACAACCCAGGCGGCCCCGGGGCGAGCGGCGUGGGCAGCUUCUAUGGCCUGGCUUCGGAGCUGAUAGCUGUCGUCGGAGAGAGCUUCAACAUCAUUGCUUUCGACCCUCGGGGUAUCAACGGCUCUACGCCGCUGGGAUCGUGUUAUGCUACGGAGAGCAUACGAAUGGGCAUGAGCAACAUCCCGCAGGACAAUCUCGUGACCGAUGCUCCUUACAUGGGCGGCUGGGCCCCUAACUUUGCCAAAUCGUGUGCCCAGACAUCCGGCGAGCACGGCAAGUACAUCAACACGCCUCAGGUUGCCGCCGACAUGAACAGCAUCUUGGACGCCAUUGGUCAAGAGGACAUGUACUUUUGGGGCCAGAGCUACGGCACCCUCAUCGGCCAGACCUACGCGGGCCUCUUCCCCAACCGCACGGCACGCAUGGUGAUUGAUGGCGUCGUCGACCAGUUCGAGUGGUACAACAGCACCCUGCCCUGGAAGGAUUAUCAGGACGGCAAGAGAGUGUUCUGGGGCUUCUUCGACGAAUGUGUCAAGGCUGGCGUGGACGCGUGCCCGUUGGCCGCGCUGGCAAAGAACCCCGAUGUGCUCAAUGGGAUGGUGGAGAAUUUUGGCACGAAGAUCAAGUACAACGAGAUGACGGUCUACAUCGACGAGAAAAACUUUGGCACUGUCAACUAUGCAUACAUGUGGUACAAUGUCAUCCUGCCUUCUCUCUACAAGAGCGUCGCCUGGCAGCCCCUGGGCAUUACCCUGAUCGACGCCAUGGUGGGCAAUGCUACGAUGGCAUUUGAGUUCUACGGGGGUGCGCAAUCGUACACCAAUACGGGAAUCACUCCCUGGGAGGCCAUUUACUUUUAUCGACUCAACGACGGAGCAUCGGGCAGCGAAUUCUGGCCACAGACCAAUGAGGAACUGAUCAAGACGCUCCAGCCUUUCUACGUCAUGAACCCCUUCAUGUACUCGGCCAACUCGUUCUACUGGGCCAAGGCUCACUGGGUGAUUCCCAAGACGCACAAUUACGUUCCGAAGGAAGGGGUCAAGACCAAGCAUCCGCUGCUAAUCAUGUCCAAUCAAUACGAUCCCGUCUGCUCGCUUGAUUCCGCCAAGACGGCGCUGACGGCCUUUGCGGAUGCGCGGCUGGUGACGCUGGACGCCUAUGGACACUGCACCUUUUACCAGGAUUCCGCGUGCGCCGACGGCUAUGUCAAGGAGUACUUUGUCAGCAGUGCCCUGCCUGCGCAAGAUGUGACUUGCAAGGUAGGGCCUGACCAGUACUUCCCGCCGCUCAAGCUGGACGGUGCUAAGGUGUACAAGCGGGGGGAGAAAACGGGCUUUCUCUAG